AAACCCUUGAUUUGAUUUUAUAAAUAUGUGUGUACAUGCUUACGAAUAUGAAUAUUUACAUUCCAAGUAUAUAAAUCGUAAUGUCUCUAAACAAUUAUGUCAACAAUUAAAGACAUGUUUAAUUUGUGUGUAAAUAUGUAUAUAGAUACUUGAUCCUUCAGGAUUACACCAUAAUAAAAACAGAAAUGAACACGGCAUGGGGAUUGUGGGCAGGGCAGUGUUUAAAACUAUAGAUUUGUAUAUACAUGUGGAUGCUAGAUCUUUCAGGAUUGCAUCAUCAGUGCUGAAAGAAGAAAAAAAAACAGGGUGGGGAUUGUGAGAGUGCCUGCUUAAAACUGUAUUAAUACCGUGCAGCAAAAGGUCUGAUCCACUAGAUGUCCGAUCAUGUCAUUGGAUUCAUAUUCCAUUUCUAGGGAGCUCACCGCUGAGCAAACAUACUUACAAUCAAACACACUUGGAUCCAGCAAUCACAGCCUUCUGGACAACUGUGUUUCUUGCUUUGGGAGUACAGAAGUUACACCUGCAUACGUGGCUUUGUAUGUGUCUGCAAUACUUGUUGUGAUAAUAACUGUGUUUGGCAACCUGCUUGUCAUCACAUCGGUGUGUCACUUUAAACAGCUUCACACACCAACUAAUGUGCUCAUCCUCUUCUUGGCUGUGACAGAUUUUUUCGUGGGAAUAUUUGUGAUGCCACUACAAUUUAUCUGGCUGAUAGAAUCAUGCUGGUUUUUUGGGACAACUGUUUGUGCUUUUUUCAACUUUGUGUCAUUCCAUUUGACGUGUGCAUCUGUCCAUAUUGUGGCUCUCAUUGCAGUGGAUAGAUGCAUGGCUCUGAGCAGUCCCUUUUUCUAUUCCAACAAGAUCACUGCGAACCUCUUUGUCAUUGUGGCCUCUUUGAACUGGGUGUUUUCUAUGGCUUACAACUUUGCUCUUCUUUACAGCAACGGUUUUUUCACUCACGCACUGACACUGUGUCCAUACGACUGUCUCAUUAUUGUGAAUGAAAUAUGGUCUUGGGUUGAUUUUGUAGUGGUGUUUGUAUUACCUUGCUCCAUUAUGAUUAUACUGUACCUGAUAAUCUUUGCCAUUGCCAAAAGACAUGCCAAUGCCAUCAGGGCAGCUAAUAAUCAGGGUAAUCCAAAUGCCGGCAAGAAUGAUCACGUGCCCAAACGAUCUGAGAGAAAAGCUGCUAAAGUGCUUGGAAUACUUGUGUCUGUCUUUUUGUUAUGCGUAGUGCCAUAUUACAUUGCUAGCGUUAUUCCUGGGAGUAUCAACACCCAACUCUUUAAUGAUGUGUUAAAUUACACGUCAGCCCUACUUUACCUGAAUUCUUUGUUCAAUCCAAUUAUUUAUGCUUUGUUCUACCCAUGGUUUAAAAAAAGCAUGAAAUUAAUUUUAAGGUGUCGUGUUUGUAGCCCAGAUUCCUCUCUCAUGAAUGUAAAGUGA
This is a messenger RNA of Clupea harengus (Atlantic herring), 1446 nucleotides long. RefSeq names its product trace amine-associated receptor 13c-like. Gene Ontology annotation, molecular function: trace-amine receptor activity. Gene Ontology annotation, cellular component: membrane. Gene Ontology annotation, biological process: G protein-coupled receptor signaling pathway. The record is from RefSeq and is a predicted model, not a curated record. Lineage: Eukaryota; Metazoa; Chordata; Actinopteri; Clupeiformes; Clupeidae.